AUGAAUGCGGUGCCGAAAGCAGAGAUUCCGGCCUCUUCUGUGCCCAAGGAGGUUCUUCUGUCUUCAAAAGUCCCAUCUGUGGACAGGAGAAAUUCAGAUGCAUAUUCAACCAGUUUCCAGAGGGACUUCCAGCAUCUUCCAGCGAAGCCAAGCAACAAGACCUCAAUGCACAACGAGGAGUACUUGACAGAGGCGAAGGCGUCCUACCAGCAUCCCCCAUUUCCACGUAUUAUCCGCAUCCCACACUGGACAAAGCUUCAGACCAACUUCAAGAUGGGAGCAGACCUUAGAAACGUUGACUUCGGCACCACCCACUCCCAGAAUUUCCAGCUCCGUCCCCUCCAGCCCCCUCGCACUCAAAUCCGGCCAACACUGAUCACCAAGAAGAUCCCUCACAUGGAAAAACUUCCAGAAAGCACCUUCCAAGCCAGCUUCGUCCCACACCGUGACUGCCCUGUUGUGAAAUCCACUGUUAAACAUCUAGAAAAGGGCUCACCCGCAGUAAAAGGAGAUGGGCGCCAUCACAGCUUUGCCACACAGUACAACAACAACUUCCAGGGAGUUUGGAGCGGAGCUGCUCAGUCUUAUAAAAAGCACACCUCUUCAGUGCCGAUGGGCAAUCCUGAGAAGCUGUUAGAAAGAAAGACGACCCACGCUGCGUCAUUCAUACGGCCCGCUGUCUGCAGGUCUCCUUUGUCACAUGUGGUGAAACAGAGUCUGAAGCUCAAUUUGGGAAAUUUCUCCAAGGAUUCGUGGUCCUCGACGUCCAAAGAGGAUUAUCGUUAUCACAAGCUAGUUGAUCCAGAUGUUUUGGCAAAAAGGAGCAAUACUUUGAGUUCCUUUCCAAAAGGAGACACUGAUGCACAGAGAAACAAAGACAGGAUGUCAGUCACCAUCAGCAGACUCUCCUUCUCUGAUCGGAGCCACACACGACAUCCGAUGACCGUGCCCGGGCCUGACCUGAUGACCAAAAGCAACGUCCAGUUCAGUGAAUCCAGUCUCUCGGGCCUGUACUACACGACCACAGCCAAAGAACACUACAAUAAAAAGGACAGAGCGCCGGCCAAAGCAUCCACUCUCAACCCGAGCUACAUACUGCGUGGACCAGAGCAUGGGCCGUGCCUCAGCACCACUAUGGCUGACUUCCUCCCUUGGAAGACCUGCAAACCGGUCAUGAUAACUUACCAGCCGCAGCACGAGACCCAUGUGAGGUUUCCAUUGGUCGAACAGAAUUUCAGCACCACCAGCAGAGACGACUACACAGCCAAAUCUCUGCGGCCAGUUCAGUCAUUAUGAGUUAAAGUGACUGAGAAUCACACCACGGUCACUGCACCCUGUCUUCACACCUAGCUCCUAAUAAAAAAUACAGUCAAGAAUCGUUCUUACAUGCAUUACAUACAUGCUCUGGAUUUUCUCUCUGGUAAUGUUUUUGAAUCAAAAAACGUAGCUUAGCAGUAAUAAUAGUAAACCUUUAAGAACCCCACUGUGAAGUCACGGGCAGUAACACAGUAAUAAUAAUAAUAAGUUAAUUGUUGAACAUGGAAGUCGUGCAUUAUUUCAUAUUACACUAAAAGUCCUGCUCGUGAGAACAAAGAAAUCAGACUAUUGGCAGCAUACAGGUCUCCUCCUUCAUGUCAGAGACUCCAUUAAAUGAGUCCCCACGUUG
Mugil cephalus (flathead mullet) is the source of this 1666-nucleotide messenger RNA. RefSeq lists its product as uncharacterized. Lineage: Eukaryota; Metazoa; Chordata; Actinopteri; Mugiliformes; Mugilidae. The transcript is spliced from 8 exons. The record is from RefSeq and is a predicted model, not a curated record. Bases 1 to 1296 code for a protein of 431 amino acids.